CUUGCCUGAUCCGGGCACGGUGUGGAAGGUCAGCCUCGAGGGGUGGCAGUAGUGCAGAUGCUCUCUCACCCUGGCUUAUAAGGACCAAGGCAGGCCCAGCAGAAUCCGUCUAACCCAUCUGUCCAUCUCUUGAGAAGCAACUUUUCCCUCCCCCUCUCUCAGAUAAAAGCACCACACAGAGAAACAGACGCCAGAGACAUGUCUGUCUCCUUCGAGGUAUACCGUGGGGGUAAAGAUGGGCGAAUAGUAGCCGACACGACCACCCGCACCCUCCAGCCCAAUGAGGCAUAUAUUGAAACCACGCACUCUGGCCUCUGUGGCACGGACGAGCAUUUUGUGACCUCCGGUCAGGUGCUAGGGCAUGAAGGGGUAGGCAUCGUCCGCCAAAUCGGCUCCCUGGUGAGCACGGUAAAAGUCGGGGACCGGGUGGGAUUUGGAUAUAUCCGCCAAGUGUGCGGCGCGUGCGAUAACUGCGCGACAGGCUGGGACCAGUUCUGCCGACGCUGCCGACGCUACGGCGAGACAGACCUGGACCUGGGCUCGUUCAGUCAUGGUGUCGUCUGGGACGCGGAUUGCCUGUUCCCAAUCCCUGAGGGCUACACAUCGGAACAUGCGGCGCCGAUGCUCUGCGCGGGAGGUUCAGUCUGGAACUGCCUGCUCUCAUUCGGGGCGCGGCCGCCGCAGCGAGUGGGUGUGAUGGGCAUCGGGGGGCUGGGUCAUCUGGCGAUCAAGCUGGCGGCCGCGAUGGGGUACGAAGUGGUGGCCUUGUCGCGUAGUGAGGAAAAGCGAGCCGACGCGCUCGCGUACGGGGCCUCAGAGUUUCAUGUCUGGGACGGUGAAGCGGUUCCCUUGCGCCUGAAGCAUCUCUUGCUCUGUGGGAGUAUGGCCACGGACUAUGCAGCUCUGAUUCCACUGAUGGACACGGGCAGCAUUAUCUACCCGCUGACUGUAGCGUUCGAGCCGGCGGCGGUGCCUAUACUGGAGAUGGGUCUGGCCGGCAUCUGCAUCCAAGGGGUGCGGGUGAGCUCGCGAACGCGACUGCGUGAACUGCUGGUCUUUGCAGCGAACCAACACAUCACGCCGACUGUGGUGAGCUUCCCGCUGACCGUGGAGGGCGUAGAACGGGCUUUGAGCGAGCUACGCGCGGGGAAUAUCCACUAUCGCGCAGUGCUGGUGAGGGAGCCUAGCCAAUGAUACAAUGAGCUUCCAGAAGGGGGGGAGGGGGAGCAGGGCAACAGCAGGCAUUAUAUUAUCAUGUAACCUCGUGUUGGGCAGUCAUGCAGGUUAGUGUUCUGUAUAAGAAUGUGCCAGGGUCUCCGGGCA
Messenger RNA from Penicilliopsis zonata CBS 506.65, 1323 nucleotides. RefSeq lists its product as hypothetical. Bases 199 to 1194 code for a protein of 331 amino acids. Gene Ontology annotation, molecular function: zinc ion binding; alcohol dehydrogenase (NADP+) activity. Lineage: Eukaryota; Fungi; Ascomycota; Eurotiomycetes; Eurotiales; Aspergillaceae. The record is from RefSeq and is a predicted model, not a curated record. The transcript is spliced from 3 exons. Gene Ontology annotation, biological process: alcohol metabolic process.